Manacus vitellinus (golden-collared manakin) is the source of this 1731-nucleotide messenger RNA. RefSeq names its product ras GTPase-activating protein 4-like. Gene Ontology annotation, biological process: regulation of GTPase activity. The annotation marks the transcript as partial. NCBI's taxonomy places the organism in Eukaryota, Metazoa, Chordata, Aves, Passeriformes, Pipridae. The record is from RefSeq and is a predicted model, not a curated record. The transcript has 14 exons.
AUGGCUGGUGGCACUGACAGAGCUGUCCUGUGUCCCUCCAGCACGGGGAGCAGUGACCCAUACUGCAUCGUGAAGAUUGACGAUGAGGCCAUCAUCAGGACUGCCACGGUGUGGAAGACGCUGUCCCCGUUCUGGGGGGAAGAAUAUGAGGUGCAGCUCCAGCCCAGCUUCCACAGCAUCUCCAUCUAUGUCAUGGAUGAGGAUGCGCUCAGCCGCGACGACGUGAUCGGGAAGGUCUGCAUCACCCGGGACAUGCUGGUGGAGCACCCCAAGGGAUACAGUGGCUGGAUGAGCCUCAGUGAGGUGGAUCCCGACGAGGAGGUGCAGGGGGAGAUCCACCUGCGGGUGGAGGUCCUGGGCAGCCAGGGCAGCCGGCGGCUGCGCUGCUCCGUGCUGGAGGCCAGGGAUUUGGCCAGGAAGGACCGGAAUGGGGCCUCUGACCCCUUUGUCCGCCUGCGCUACAACGGGAAGACACAGGAGAGCACUGUGGUCAAGAAAUCGUGUUACCCCCGCUGGAACGAGACCUUCGAGUUCGAGCUGGCCGAGCCCGCCGGGGAGAAGCUCUGUGUGGAGGUGUGGGACUGGGACCUCGUUGGCAGGAACGACUUCCUGGGCAAGGUGGUGUUCAGUGUCCAGGGGCUGGAGGCGGCUGGGCAGGAGGAGGGGUGGUUCAGGCUGCGGCCGGACAAGUCCAAGCCGAUGGAGAACGAGCGCCGGGGCAGCCUGGGCUCACUGCAGCUGCAGGUGAGGCUGCGGGAUGAGAUGGUGCUGCCUUCCCACUGCUACCAGCCCCUGGUCCAGCUCCUGUGCCAGGAGGUGAAGUCGGGGCGCCAGGAUGGCCAAGUGCACCUGGUCACCCUCCUGGAUGAAACCACCACGGCCGAGUGCCGGCAGGAGGUCGCCGUCAACUUGGUCAAACUCUUCCUGGGCCAAGGGCUGGUCAAGGAGUUCCUGGACCUGCUUUUCGAGCUGGAGCUGGCCAAGCCCUGUGAGCCCAACACUUUGUUUCGGAGCAAUUCCCUGGCCUCAAAGUCGAUGGAGUCCUUCCUCAAGGUGACAGGGAUGCCAUACCUGCACUCUGUCCUGGGGCCCACAAUUGCCCGCGUGUUCGAGGAGAAGAAAUACGUGGAGCUGGACCCCGGCAAGGUGGAGAUCAAAGACGUCGGGUGCUCGGGGCUGCACCGGGUGCAGACGGAGGGCGAGGUGAUCGAGCAGGGCCGCCAGCACCUCCAGUCCUACCUGGGCGAGCUGCUGGACGCCAUCGCCAGGUCGGCCCCGGCAUGUCCCCCCGUCAUCCGUGCCGCCUUCCGGCAGCUCUUCCAGCGCGUCGGGGAGCGCUUCCCCCAGCACCAGCAUGCCAAAUUUGUGGCCGUCACCAGCUUCCUCUGCCUCCGCUUCUUCUCGCCGGCCGUCAUGACCCCCAAGCUGUUCCAGCUGCGGGAGACACACGCGGACGCGCGGACCAGCCGCACGCUGCUGCUGCUGGCCAAGCAGGGCAUCGCCCGCAUGAAGGACUUCAUCACCCACCUGGUGGGCACAGAGGAGCAGAAGGGGGAGGAGGAGGGCGAGGGGUGGCCGCUGGGCCCCCCCACGGCCGUGGUGAAGGAGGGGCUGCUCUUCGUGCACAAGACACGGGGCAAGGGGCCUCUUCUUGGUGCCGCUGCCGGCAAGAAACUUCACUUCUGCCUCACUGGGGAGUCCCUCAGCUUCGGCAAGAGCCCCAGUGCAGAG